AUGGCGGGACGACCACCUCCACCGCCUGGUUGGGCACCACCACCUCCCCCAGGUGCGCCGCCAGGAUUAUCCGCACCGCCUCCACCACCUGGAUACAAUCCGUCUGCAGAUCCUCAAGCGGCGAAGCUGCAAGACAAGAAGCGGAAAUGGAUACGACAGCAGAAGCAGCGCUUUGGGGAGAAGCGCAAGGGUGGUUUUGUGGAGACGCAGAAGGCAGACAUGCCGCCUGAGCAUCUGCGGAAAAUCGUCAAGGAUAUUGGAGAUGUUUCUCAGAAGAAGUUCAGUGCCGACAAGAGAAGCUAUCUCGGUGCAUUGAAGUUCAUGCCGCAUGCCGUUCUGAAGCUAUUGGAGAACAUGCCUAUGCCGUGGGAGAGUGCUCGAGAAGUGAAAGUCCUGUACCACGUCAAUGGCUGCCUGACACUGGUCAACGAGAUUCCACGAGUCAUCGAGCCGGUGUUCCACGCGCAAUGGGCGACCAUGUGGGUGGUGAUGAGGCGAGAGAAGAGCGAUCGGAGACAUUUCAAGCGAAUGCGAUUCCCGCCCUUUGACGAUGAGGAGCCGCCACUCUCAUGGAGUGAAAACAUUGAGGAUGUGGAGCCGCUUGAGCCGAUUCAGAUGGAGCUGGACGAGGAUGAAGACGGACCAGUUUUCGAGUGGUUCUACGAGCCGAGACCUUUGGCGGAUACCAGCCACGUCAAUGGACCAAGCUACAAGGAGUGGAACAUGACGAUUCAGCAGAUGGCCACCCUGCACCGUCUCAGCAAUCCCCUCUUGUCAGACAUCACCGAUCAGAACUACUUUCACCUAUUCGAGAUGCCCGCCUUCGCCACAGCAAAAGCGCUCAACGUCGCCAUUCCCGGUGGCCCUCGCUUUGAGCCUUUGUACAAAGACAUCGAUCCGAACGAUGAGGACUUUGGUGAAUUCAAUGCCAUCGACCGCAUCAUCUUCCGUGCUCCGAUCCGGACUGAGUACCGCGUCGCAUUCCCAUUCUUGUACAACAGCUUGCCUCGCAGCGUAAAGCUCGGCAAGUACAGCUCCCCACAGACGGUCUAUGUCAAGACCGAGGACCCCAACCUUCCACCAUUCUACUUCGACCCCGUCAUCAACCCAAUCUCUUCAAGAUCUGUUGCCCCCAAGAACUUGUCGGUCAGUCUCGAGGAUGAGAUCUUUGGCGCCGGGAACAAUGAGGAGGCGGAUGAGGAGGAAGGUGGUUUCAGUCUGCCCAAAGAAGUCGAGCCUUUCUUGGAGGACGAAGAACUCUACAACGACGACACAGCUUCUGCCAUUGCUUUGUGGUGGGCGCCAUACCCAUUCGACCGGAGAUCUGGAAAGAUGGUGCGAGCGCAAGAUGUGCCGCUUGUCAAGCAGUGGUACCUCGAGCACGUUCCUCAAGGCCAGCCUGUGAAGGUGCGGGUGUCUUACCAAAAACUCCUGAAGACGUACGUCUUGAAUGAGCUGCACAAGAAGCCUCCAAAGGCGCAAAACAAACAGAACUUGUGCAGAAGUCUCAAGAGCACCAAGUUCUUCCAGCAGACCACCAUCGACUGGGUCGAGGCUGGUCUUCAAGUGUGUCGUCAAGGUUUCAACAUGUUGAACCUGUUGAUCCACAGGAAGAAUCUCACCUACCUCCAUCUCGAUUACAACUUCAACUUGAAGCCCAUCAAGACGUUGACGACCAAGGAGCGGAAGAAGAGCAGAUUCGGAAACGCCUUCCAUCUUAUGCGUGAGAUUCUUCGCCUGACGAAGCUCAUCGUGGAUGCUCAAGUUCAAUAUCGCCUGGGCAAUAUCGAUGCCUUCCAGCUCGCAGACGGCAUUCUCUACGCCUUCAACCACGUCGGUCAACUGACCGGUAUGUACCGCUACAAAUACAAGUUGAUGCAUCAGAUUCGAUCCUGCAAGGAUUUGAAGCAUUUGAUUUACUACCGCUUCAACUCCGGGCCAGUCGGCAAGGGACCAGGCUGUGGUUUCUGGGCGCCUGCAUGGCGAGUGUGGCUCUUCUUCCUCCGCGGAAUCAUCCCACUUCUGGAGCGCUGGCUGGGCAACUUGCUCAGCAGACAGUUCGAGGGUCGUCACUCAAAGGGUGUAGCCAAGACUGUUACCAAGCAGCGUGUCGAGUCUCACUUCGAUCUUGAACUCCGUGCCUCCGUCAUGGCGGAUCUCAUGGACAUGAUGCCCGAAGGUAUCAAGCAGAGCAAGGUCAACACCGUGUUGCAGCAUCUGUCCGAGGCAUGGCGAUGCUGGAAGUCGAACAUCCCAUGGAAGGUGCCAGGUCUACCUAAGCCUAUCGAGGAUAUUAUCCUCCGAUAUGUGAAGUCCAAGGCCGACUGGUGGGUGUCUGUUGCACACUACAACCGGGAGCGCAUCAGGAGAGGCGCUACAGUCGACAAGACUGUGGCGAAGAAGAACCUCGGACGUCUGACUCGACUGUGGUUGAAGGCUGAGCAGGAGCGUCAACACAACUACCUCAAGGACGGUCCGUACGUCAGCACCGAAGAAGGUGUCGCGAUCUUCACCACGGCGGUGCACUGGCUUGAGAGCCGCAAGUUCCAGCCGAUUCCCUUUCCAUCUGUCAGCUACAAGCACGAUACCAAGAUUCUCAUCUUGGCACUUGAGAGACUUCGGGAGGCCUAUUCUGUGAAGGGACGUCUCAACCAGAGCCAGCGUGAAGAGCUCGCGCUCAUUGAGCAGGCAUACGACAGCCCUGGCACAACGCUCGCCCGCAUUAAGCGUUUCCUACUCACGCAGCGCUCCUUCAAGGAGGUCGGAAUCGAUAUGAACGACAAUUACAGCACCAUCAACCCAGUCUACGACAUUGAGCCAAUUGAGAAGAUUACGGACGCAUACCUCGACCAGUAUCUGUGGUACCAAGCCGAUCAGCGCAAGCUUUUCCCAGCAUGGAUCAAGCCCUCCGAUUCUGAGGUGCCACCACUUCUCACCUACAAGUGGGCUCAGGGAAUCAACAACCUCUCGAACGUGUGGGGUAUUGAUGAGGGAGAAUGCAACGUCAUGAUCGAGACCAGACUCGACAAGGUCUACGAGAAGAUGGACAUCACUCUGCUCAACAGACUGCUCCGUCUGAUCAUGGACCACAACUUGGCAGAUUACAUCUCCAGCAAGAACAAUGUGCAGCUCAACUACAAGGACAUGAACCACACCAACGCAUAUGGUAUGAUCCGUGGUCUGCAGUUCAGCGCCUUCGUAUUCCAAUACUACGGUUUGAUUAUUGAUCUGCUGUUGCUUGGUCUACAACGUGCCUCAGACAUGGCCGGUCCGCCCAAUGCUCCCAACGACUUCUUGCAAUUCCGCGAUCGAGCGACAGAGACUCGCCACCCAAUCAGACUGUACACUCGUUACAUCGACAAGAUCUGGGUCUUCUUCCGCUUCAGCGCGGACGAGUCAAGAGAUCUCAUCCAGCGCUUCCUCACUGAGCAGCCUGAUCCCAACUUCGAAAAUGUCAUCGGCUACAAGAACAAGAAGUGUUGGCCUCGCGACUCGCGCAUGAGGCUCAUGAGGCACGAUGUCAACCUCGGACGGGCCGUCUUCUGGGAUAUGAAGAACCGCUUGCCGCGCAGCAUCACCACGGUCGAGUGGGAUGAUACCUUCGCAAGUGUCUACAGUCGUGACAACCCGAACUUGCUUUUCGCUAUGAACGGUUUCGAGGUUCGCAUUCUACCAAAGUCCAGGAACCUGAACGACGAAUUCCCCACCAAGGACUCCGUCUGGGCGCUUGUGGACAACCAGACCAAGGAGCGGACAGCACACGCUUUCCUCCAAGUCACCGAAGAUGACAUCGCCAAGUUCAACAACCGCAUUCGUCAGAUCCUGAUGAGCUCUGGCAGCACGACCUUCACCAAGAUCGCGAACAAGUGGAAUACGACCCUGAUCGCUCUCUUCACCUACUAUCGUGAAGCCGCCGUCAGCACCGUCAACCUGUUGGACACGAUCGUCAAGUGCGAGACCAAGAUCCAGACUCGUGUCAAGAUCGGUCUGAACUCCAAGAUGCCUUCCCGUUUCCCUCCUGCCGUGUUCUAUACGCCCAAAGAAUUGGGUGGUCUCGGCAUGAUUUCCGGAUCCCACAUUCUCAUCCCAGCUUCCGACAAGCGAUGGAGCAAGCAGACCGACAGCGGUGUUUCCCAUUUCCGCGCUGGUAUGAGCCAUGACGAAGAGACUCUCAUCCCCAACAUCUUCCGAUAUAUCAUUCCGUGGGAGGCCGAGUUCAUCGACUCCCAGCGUGUGUGGACGGAAUAUUCCCAGAAGCGCCUUGAAGCUAAUCAGCAGAACCGACGGCUUACGCUGGAAGAUCUCGAGGACUCUUGGGAUCGUGGUCUGCCGCGUAUCAACACCUUGUUCCAAAAGGAUCGCUCCACGUUGUCGUUCGACAAGGGUUUCCGAGCCCGGACCGAGUUCAAGCUUUACCAGCACAUGAAGAGCAAUCCCUUUUGGUGGACUUCACAGCGACAUGACGGAAAACUCUGGCAACUCAAUGCUUACCGUACGGAUGUGAUUCAAGCCCUCGGCGGUGUGGAGACCAUUCUAGAGCAUACCUUGUUCAAAGCGACUGCUUUUCCGAGCUGGGAGGGCCUCUUCUGGGAGAAAGCAUCUGGCUUUGAAGAGAGCAUGAAGUUCAAGAAGGCAACAGGUCUCGGUCUGUCCUUAUACCCUAUUCCCAACCGUCGCUUCACGCUCUGGUGGAGUCCGACCAUCAACCGUGCCAAUGUCUACGUUGGUUUCCAGGUCCAGCUUGAUCUGACUGGCAUCUUCCUCCACGGCAAGAUUCCGACAUUGAAGAUCUCUCUCAUCCAAAUCUUCCGUGCCCAUCUGUGGCAGAAGAUCCACGAGUCCGUCGUGAUGGAUCUGUGCCAGGUGUUUGACCAGGAACUCGAAGCGCUUGGCAUCGAGACUGUGCAGAAGGAGACGAUCCAUCCCAGAAAGUCGUACAAGAUGAAUUCUUCUUGCGCCGAUAUCCUCCUCUUCGCCUCGCACAAGUGGAGUGUCAGCAAUCCCAGCUUGCUCUACGAUACGAAGGACAACAUGGGCCUGACCUCGACCAACAAGUUCUGGGUCGAUGUGCAGCUCAGAUACGGAGAUUACGACUCGCACGACAUCGAGCGAUAUGUGCGUGCCAAGUACCUGGACUACACAACCGACAGCAUGUCCAUCUACCCAUCGGCCACUGGUCUCAUGAUUGGUGUCGAUCUUGCCUACAACUUGUACUCUGCGUACGGACAGUACUUCCCAGGUCUCAAGCAGCUCGUGCAGCAAGCCAUGGCCAAGGUCAUGAAGGCCAACCCCGCGUUGUACGUCCUGCGUGAGCGUAUUCGCAAGGGUCUUCAGCUGUACGCUUCGGAGAGCAACCAAGAGUUCCUCAACUCCCAAAACUACUCCGAGCUGUUCAGCAACCAGAUCCAACUCUUCAUCGACGACACCAACGUCUAUCGAGUGACGAUCCACAAGACGUUCGAGGGCAAUUUGACGACCAAGCCUAUCAACGGCGCCAUCUUUAUCUUCAAUCCUCGCACAGGUCAACUCUUCCUCAAGAUCAUUCACACGAGCGUCUGGGCCGGUCAGAAGCGUCUCGGCCAACUGGCGAAGUGGAAGACUGCUGAAGAAGUGGCGGCGCUCAUUCGAUCGCUGCCCGUUGAAGAGCAGCCGAAGCAGUUGAUCGUCACACGAAAGGGUCUUCUUGAUCCGCUCGAGGUGCACUUGCUUGAUUUCCCCAACAUCAGCAUUCGCGCAUCUGAACUUCAGCUGCCAUUCCAGGCUGCGAUGAAGGUCGAGAAACUCGGAGACAUGAUUCUGCGUGCGACUGAGCCUCAGAUGGUGCUCUUCAACCUCUACGACGAGUGGUUGAAGAGUAUCUCCUCCUACACGGCCUUCUCUCGUCUGAUCUUGAUCCUUCGUGCACUCCAUGUCAACCAGGACAAGACCAAGUUGCUCUUGCGACCAGACAAGACCGUCAUCACUCAGGAGCACCACAUCUGGCCAACUCUCUCAGAUGAGGACUGGGUCAAGGUCGAAGUGCAGUUGCGUGAUCUCAUCUUGAACGACUACGGAAAGAAGAACAAUGUCAACACGUCGUCCCUCACCAACUCCGAGAUCAGAGACAUCAUCCUGGGAAUGGAGAUCAGUGCACCAAGCAUGCAGCGUCAACAGGCCGCCGAGAUCGAGAAGCAACAGCAGGAUCAACAGCAAUUGACUGCCGUCACGACCAAGACGGUCAAUGCUCAAGGCGAGGACAUGAUCGUGACCACCACGACGGCCUAUGAGCAGGCCACAUUCGCAUCCAAGACCGAGUGGCGUACCCGUGCCAUUGCGACCAGCAAUUUGCGCACCCGCGCCAACAACAUAUACAUCUCUUCCGAGGACAUCCGCGACGAUGAGCACCACUUCACAUACGUCAUGCCGAAGAACAUCCUCAAGCGAUUCAUCGCCGUGGCCGAUCUUCGUGUGCAGGUUGCAGGAUACCUAUACGGGUCUUCUCCUCCAGACAACAAGCAAGUCAAGGAGAUCAAGUGUAUCGUCAUGGUGCCUCAAGUCGGCAGCACUCGCGACAUUCAGCUGCCACGCAGUCUGCCGGAGAAUGAGAUGCUGAACGGUCUCGAGCCUCUUGGUAUCCUCCACACCAGCGCCGGCAACGAGACGACGUACAUGACCGCUCAAGACGUCACCCAGCACGCGAAGCUCAUGGCAGCACACCCGACCUGGGACCGCAAGACCGUGACCAUGACUGUCAACUUCACGCCCGGAUCCGUCUCGCUCAGCGCAUGGUCUCUUACACCUCAAGGCUACCAAUGGGGCGCAGAGAACAAGGAUCUCGGCUCCGACCAACCCGCCGGCUUCUCUCCGCAGAACGGCUUCGGCGAGAAGUGUCAGCUGCUGUUGUCUGACAAGAUUCGUGGUUACUUCCUUGUACCAGAAGACGAGAGAUGGAACUGGAGCUUCAUGGGCAGUGGCUUCGGAGAGCGUGAGAAGGGUCGCGUGUGGGUGCAAGUUGGUGUGCCGAGGAGGUUCUAUGACGAUGUGCAUCGGCCUAUUCACUUUCAGAACUUUGCGGAGUUGGAGGAUGUGUGGGUUGAUCGGAGUGACAAUCUUGCUUGA
Molecule: messenger RNA, 7098 nt
Organism: Zymoseptoria tritici IPO323
Lineage: Eukaryota; Fungi; Ascomycota; Dothideomycetes; Mycosphaerellales; Mycosphaerellaceae
Exons: 6
Coding region: 1-7098 (2365 amino acids)
Biological process (GO): mRNA splicing, via spliceosome; spliceosomal tri-snRNP complex assembly
Cellular component (GO): U5 snRNP; catalytic step 2 spliceosome
Molecular function (GO): U2 snRNA binding; metallopeptidase activity; pre-mRNA intronic binding
Source: RefSeq, a predicted model, not a curated record